Macrosiphum euphorbiae (potato aphid) is the source of this 309-nucleotide messenger RNA. The record is from the annotation of a GenBank genome assembly. Lineage: Eukaryota; Metazoa; Arthropoda; Insecta; Hemiptera; Aphididae.
AUGGUAUCUAAAUUUAAAAUAUUGGAACGACCCAUCAAUUUUAAAACUGAAAAAAUUGAAAUAGUGAUAAAACUGAUAAAAGCUAUAUGCGUUUUGCAUAACUUGAUUCUUGUGCAUGAUGGUACGCACUCAAUUCCACAAGGAAUUCAGGAAGAUAAUAUCGACUUGUUAUAUGAAGAUACUGAGGGAAAUAUAGAAAACAAUAGAACGAGACCUUCUUACUCAGCGAUGGAAAUAAGGGAAAGACUUUGCCAGUAUUUUGUGAAACCAUACGCAGCAUUGCCUUGGCAAAAUAAGUAUACAAUUUAA